AAUAACAACGCGCAAUCGCAACGGCAUGCCCUAAUAAUCGAAUCUGUCCUCGUCCAACCUUGUCCAAAACCGGCAACUAAUGGCUUGAAUGUGUAACCGCAAUUCGCCAUGCAGAGAGCACUCGAACCUUUCAGAAUAGCACACGCGAAUGGCGACGCAUAUACCAUCGCCGCUCUCCUCAGCCCAGUCGCUCCUCGAGAUGAUCCCGCUCGAUUAUAUGACUUUCAUCGUGCUUCGAACGAGCACCAGGUCGAACCGGAAAUACGCAGCGCUCUGAAAUACACAAACAAAGCCAAGAAAGCCGAGCUGACCAAGUACGACGAGUUGGCCGCAUGGACUGAUAUCUUCGUGAAGUACUGGAGGGCUGUAGGCGCAAUUCUCAGAGCAGAAGAGGCCUCGAAUCAAGGCAGGCUUGGAGACCGACACUGCAUAGAUGUGUAUGAUGCUUGGAAAGAGCUCGUAAAUGCGUUCAUGAAGCACCUACAGGAUGGAGCAAUGCCUCCUUGGGCUCUCAUUGCCAUGUACUUUACCGCGAAUCAUCUAAGAAAGCUUGCCAUCAAGGCGGAUGAGCAAAUUUCCAAAACCAAAGGGGCCACGACCUCCAACUCUGUAUUCCAAGAUGACAUCGUGAGCAGCAAUGUCCCGCGAAGUGAGAAGCUCGAGGACACAGCUCGUGUUUACAACAGAAUGUUUGCCCUGUGCUCGGGAGACAGGAACCCAGAUUUGAAUUCAUCACGAAAAUGGGGAACGUAUUAUGUGGCCAAUCUCCAAUUCAAAACUUACUUCAAGCUCAAAAACGUAAGCUUGUCCAAGAACAUCGUUAGGUCAGUCGAAGCGCAAUCCGACCUGCCUCCCUUCCAACAAUUUCCGGCAUCGCAUAGAGUGACAUACAACUACUAUGUUGGGGUUCUCGCGUUUCUGCAAGAGAACUAUGAGAGAGCCGAAAAGUGCUUGACCCAAGCUUGGGAUCUUUGCCUCCCCGAUUCAACGAAAAACCAAGAGUUGAUCUUGACUUAUCUAAUACCAUGUCGCCUGAUAACCACACACAAUAUUCCUACUCAAGCACUGCUCUCGUCUUAUCCACGCCUCAAACGGAUCUUUGGGCCCCUGGUAGCUUGUAUCAAAACUGGGGACCUAGCUGGAUUUGACCGAGCCUUGGUGGACGCUGAGGACGAGUUUGUCAAGCGUCGGAUAUACCUAACCCUUGAAAGAGGCCGCGAUGUAGCCGUCCGGAAUCUCCUGCGCAAGGUGUUUCUCGCUGCCGGCUUCGAAGAGCUGAAAGAAGGUCAGACCGAAGCGGACCGAGUACGAAGGAGUAGGAUACCAUUGUCACAUUUUGCAGCUGCGCUGCGCAUGCGAACGGGAGGGCAGGCGAAUGGCCAGGUGAUCGAGGACGAGGAGGUCGAGUGCAUACUUGCAAACCAGAUAUACAAGGGCUUCAUAAAGGGAUACAUCUCCAGGGAACACUCCAUGGUUGUGCUGAACAAGAAAGGCGCUUUUCCGGGCACCGGGGUAUGAGGGCUCUGCGCUUUUCAUGUGCCACCGUGUGUAUAUGUAUACAACCUACCAGAAAGCUGGAUACCUUGCGGACCUCCGGGGCCGCAUAUAAGAUUUGCUAAGAUGCAUACUCUCAUGAACGAGAGCAUCUUGCACAUGGCAAAACUACGUUCCUUUGCCUUGCGAGGUGGUCUUUCUGACGAUGUCGAAUGCUUUUGUUGCAGUUAGGCGUCAGUUCUUGCAUGGUAAGACGGGAGCCUGGAUAUCAGGAGGACAUUGAAAGGCCUAGAUGAGCUCCGCCGCCACGCUUCCAUACCAUCCUGUUCAACAGAGAUAAGUGAACGCCAAAUAAAAGCACUAGAUUUAGUAGUGCAA
Westerdykella ornata is the source of this 1872-nucleotide messenger RNA. RefSeq lists its product as uncharacterized. Gene Ontology annotation, cellular component: transcription export complex 2. Gene Ontology annotation, biological process: poly(A)+ mRNA export from nucleus; post-transcriptional tethering of RNA polymerase II gene DNA at nuclear periphery; transcription elongation by RNA polymerase II. The transcript has 6 exons. The coding region runs from base 109 to 1518 and encodes 469 amino acids. Gene Ontology annotation, molecular function: double-stranded DNA binding; RNA binding. The record is from RefSeq and is a predicted model, not a curated record. NCBI's taxonomy places the organism in Eukaryota, Fungi, Ascomycota, Dothideomycetes, Pleosporales, Sporormiaceae.